Notodromas monacha is the source of this 2173-nucleotide messenger RNA. The record is from the annotation of a GenBank genome assembly. Lineage: Eukaryota; Metazoa; Arthropoda; Ostracoda; Podocopida; Cyprididae.
AGCAGAACGAGCUUCGAGCCUGGUCUCCCUAUAUUCACAGUAUACGUAAAUGCAAUUAAUAAAAAUUAAACUCGUGGAAACUAAAAAGAACUGACCUUGACACGAGAACUUGGCAAUGAGAGACAGAACGCACCCAAGCACAACUGUCGUACCUAAGGGAUUGAGCAGCAUUUCUCCCCAACAAUUCGGCUAACAGAGAAUACAUCCAUGCAUCAGUCAAGCAAAACUUCGGAUGCAAAGAAACAUGCUUCACCAGCCUCUUGCCACAAAUCCCUUUUGAAGGUUCACCAACAUUUUUAGCAACCAGGAGGCAAAAUUUUUCAAGCGUGGAGAAUCUGGGUUACCAUAUAAAAUUCCCCAGCACAGUGGAGUACCACUGCUCUUACUCCCCCACUUUAAAUUCUUUCCAGCUGUUCCUUUAAAACUCAAAUUUCUUGGCUUCGCUGUUCAUGGUGAACUUGCACUGCUUUAUCCUUUAGCUUCCUAACACCAUUAUGGCGGCCUUCAGACGAACAGCCAUUUAUCACAUGCUGGCUGUGCUGCUAUUGGGAUGCCUCCAGGUUGAUUUGGCUCAUGGAGGCCCUGAUGCAUUCAAAGCCAAGUAUGGAAGUCCAUUGGUGAGAGACAGUUCAGCUCCCCUGAAAAAGCAGAUGAUGCAGGAUACAAUGGCAACUCUGAAGCAAGCCAGCAGUUACUCAAAGGACUCAAUGUACUCCCCAUAUGCCACAGAUGUCUUCAAGCAACUUCACAACAAUGCUGAGCACAAGAACUAUCUAGCAGCCAGCAACUCUGCACCAGAGGCUGCAGAACGGGAUGACAUGGCUCUCCACAGAGACGUCACUGCAGACAAGUCCCUGCACAAGAUGGCUGCAGCAGGUAAGGCCAUUGACGGUCCAAUGCAUGAUCAUGUCCACCAGAUGGCUGUUCUUUUGCAAACAUAUGGUUCUGCAGCUGACGUCAAGGGGCUUCAGGAAGACUAUCCUUCUCCAGCUGCACCAAAGAUGGCCAAGGUAGCAAAGUAUGAAGGAGACUAUGCGAGGUACCCUUCUGGGUACCAGAGGCAAGCAAACCAAUAUCCCCAGUAUGCUGACCAGCAACCACAGCAAAGGUACAACUCACCAAGGAUGAAUGCCCAGUGCAAUCCAUGUGGCCCACCACCAUGUCCAUUGCCUUGCCCACCUCCACCACCUCCUCCAGUGCCUUGUGUGACUGAAAUCCCACUGUGCAUUCAGUACCUCAUCAACCUCAUAGUCAUCAUGUUUGGCUUGGGAAUUCUCAAAUGGUACUGCUCAGCCAUGUCUGAACUUGACCGGGAGUGUGGUUUGGAUGACAGAGCAAGUGGAGGCAAGGACAGUAUGGGCAGAAGCCUGGGCGUGAAAAAGAGCAGCUUCAGCCCACCUAUGGCCACCAUCUCUGCCUAUUAUGACCCACAAACCAACCAAGUCCUGCUGCCUCAUGAGCACCAGCAUUACCAGUUCACCCACUAAAUCCUGCCCUCCAUAGCUUUAGCUUUGUUUCUUAGCGUCACUUGCCCCAGUGCUCAUCUUAAAUAAUUUUUAGACAAUAUAAAAUUUGUGUCACUUUCUGAGCUGUGUUUUAGAUGUUGGGAUCAAACUUGAAGAUGGCAUGGGCCAUGUCUUGGAGCUGGAGCACCUGGAGGAGGAUGAGUCUCAGAGUUGGAGAGACACUUGGCCAGUUGGUCAACACAUCAGCUCUGCUCCUCUUAAACUAGGUCCACUACAGAGACUAGCCCUGGUGUCCAUAAUGUCCACCCUAAUUACCCCUUUCCUGAUCCUCAUUUUUCGCGGGAUUCAGAAAGCAGGGAAGAAAAGCAUAAGGCUUGCAUCCAUGGGAGAAGAUUAUGACAGUGAUGAAGAUGAUGAUGGUGGUUGUCAGUCAAGCAGCAGUCGCAUCACUCCAGCACACUUGUCUGCAGAGACAGAGACUACUGAUGAAAUGAAGGCCAGAACUGAUGGUGCACCUGUCAAGGUGGGAGGGUCACACCCAUUGCUCAGUCCUACCACCAGGGAGGCCAACAAGUCUCUGACAACCACCACCACUUCCGUCACUGCCAGUGUUGGAUCAAGUUAUUGAAUAAGGGGGUUUUUAAAUGUUAUUCUCUUUUAAUAGUUUGGUGUUUUUUGUGCUGUUAUUUAUAUUAUCGUUCAACCAA